AUGUAACACCUCGAAGAUCAUGCUGUAUUAAAGUGGUCGGAACUUGGUGACUUAAAAUCUGUAAUUCGCCAACCCAUAUUUCCGUUUAAUUAAAUAAAGUUCUUAAGAAUACCUUGCAAAGAAUACCGUCUCAACACUCAAAUUUCGUAGGCACAGCGAUUUAGAAAGCAAUUGUUCAAUAUAUUCUGUCUAGUUUAACUUUUGCAGAUUUAUUUUUAUUUUUGACAUCAUUUUUUAUUGGUUAAAAUGUUCUAACACAAACAACUUUAUUUAGGUUCUGUUGCUAUAGGUUGGAUGAAAUAGAAUAUCUGAAACUGUUGAAUUCGGAAAUGAAAGUUUUAUUCGUGUUGUACAAUGUUCUUCUGUUGUCAACUCAAUACUCGGAUGCUGCUAUCGUUGUAUCAGUGGGAAAUAGGCCAUCAUGCUUAGACGGCGGUAUAAAAGCAACUUGCUUCAGAUGUCUUAACUGCAACUUAAUCAUCCCAAGAGAAGAAAUUUGUGACGGGAAAUUUGAUUGCCGCGAUCUAUCGGACGAACUGCUGUGUCCUGAAAAACGUAUUCGUUACGAUUCUAGACUUCAGAAUGCUCUGGCUCGAUUGCAGAUUGGAGUUGACCUUUUGAAAGAAGAUUCAGCCGUUGAACUUGUCCAUAGAAUGUGUAUCCCUGAGUGCCUUAUACAGCAAAAAGCGUGUGCGUACUGCCGACCCGGAGAAUUUAUGUGCUCGCCAACUAUUGCUGUCGGGCAGCCGUGUGGAUGUGUUGUCAAGACGAAAAUAUGCGACGGUGUUGUAGAUUGUGCGGGCGGGGAGGACGAAAACUAUUGUGGAACAGAAUUAAUGCAGCGGUAUCAGGUCACGCCAGCCAACAAAAAGCGAAACGCAACCAAUUCUCGAAUUACUAACCAGUACUUAACGACAUUAGCCCAAUCCAGGAUUCGCUGUGAGAUGAUCGAAUGUAUCAGCAAGUUCCCAAGACCAUGUAACACACCGCGGGAACAUGGAGUACAUACACAACCACACAGUCGGCAUCGUGAUUCUUGGCAGAGAAUUGCCCCGCAAACUAGAUCGGGGUUGAUAGAUAUUUUCCCCGGGGUUGCUGUGGCUGAUACCCCGCGUAUAAUGAACCUCAACGCCAGUGCUGUUUUCAGCUACCUGCGAGAAAAUAGGAACCCUGGUUCUCCACCAUCGCUAGAGCAAUACCGUCUACAUGGGAACGUGAGUUUACUAUAUGGACCGAACGAUACUAUACCCGAUGAUGUGAACGUGGUGCAGCUUGAAAAGGUUUGCGAUGGUACGCCAGAAUGCCCAGGCCUGGAAGACGAACUAUCCUGCCCCGGGAAGUUUUACUGCGAAAACAGAGAGCCGCUUUACAUCGACAAGCUGCGAAAAAUGGACGGAGUAGCUGACUGUACCGACAGUAGUGACGAAUGGGAACCGAUGACCGUUCACCAUUCGCUGUCGUCUCGCUAUAAUUUGAUUGAUAACUGGACGCUGCAGGUUCUAGUUUGGGUAAUGGCGAUUACAGCGUUGGUCGGGAACAUGGUGGUGGCUUGGAACACAGUCAUUGAGUUGGUGAAGAUAAACAGAGUAGCGACUGCUUCGGCGAUCAUGCAAAAACAUACCCAACACUCAGUGAAAGAAGCAAUUGGUGACGGAAUGGUGAGAACUUUAUCUGGAAUUACAGUCAAUGGGUUGGCAGGCAGCAGUAGGAGAUUCCGUGCAGGCGGUGGCAUGGGCGGGCAGAGAAGGCUGGUAAAAACAUGGAACUCGGUCCUUGUUCUUAACUUAGCCACCGCUGAUUUAAUAAUGGGAAUAUACCUCUUGUGGUUGGGGGUGAUGUCGUUUUUAUAUGAAGGAAAAACAAAUCAAAGUCCCUACUGGUCAAUUGAUCGUGAAUGGAGGACAGGGGCGACAUGCAACAUACUCGGAACUAUUUUGGUCGUAUCUUCACAGACUUCAGUAUUUACGCUUGUCUCUCUAACAUCACUACGCCUGUAUACUGUCCUCAAACCAUUUGCCAGUUACCAUCUAAAGUUCCGCUACCUUUUUACGGUGUGUCUCUUGACAUGGUCGUGCGCUAUGAUACUAGCCAUAGCUCCUAUCCUGCCUUCCACUGAAGAAGUAUUCAUUUCCCAAGCUUGGGUUCCUUUCCCGCAGUUCAAGCCUCCAGUUAUCAACCGCACGGAUGGAGAUACAUUGAUGAGAGGCAUCGCUUACAUUCUUAAUGAAAGUUUGGUCGUUGGGCAGCCGGACCCCCCAGCUGGACAAAUGACUUGGGCGAUGAUGGUCGAUUUUUUGAAGCGAGUUGCACCCAAUCACAGCGAGUGGCAGUUUUUCGGAUACUACAGCGAGGACAGUGUCUGCAUGCCAAAGCUUUAUGUUUCAAAAGAUGAUUUGUUCUGGGGUCACGCGGUGUCACUUCUUACAGUCAACUUCAUCUCGGUGAUCUACAUUGCUGUCGCCUAUUUAAUUAUUUACUACAAGUCGAAAAGUGAUCAUAAGAUCCCUCACAGUAAACCCCAGGCACCUGACGUUGAAAACGACUCAAAACCAACUGCCGGCCAUCCCGAAAUAAAAAGAAGACUUUCCAGCACUUCAGUGGCUCCGUGGGGUCGCAGAGCGUCCAUUAUAACAAGACGAGAGGAAACUCCCGACCGAACAGCCAAGUAUUCGUUAUCCGCACGACGAUCAAGCCACCAAGUAAAUCGAAAAGGCCGUCGUAUCUCGAAAAACAGCACGGCCGAAAUGCAACGUCGCAUCGCUCUUCUGGUAGCAACGGACUGUGCUUGCUGGAUCCCUAUUUGCGUAAUGGGCUUCAUCAGUGUUAGCGGACAUCGCAUCCCAGACACAGCAUACGCCAUUACAGCUAUCGGACUUAUGCCGAUUAAUUCAGCUCUCAACCCACUCUUGUACUCACGUAUCAUGAGGAGCCUUUGGUCAAAAGGUUGGUCUUCUUUACGAUCCCGCAUCUCCACUAAAUCUACUUCCAGUAGCCAGUGCGAGUCUACGUCAAGCAGCAAGGUCUACAAGCAAUCCGCAUCAAAGAAGAUUUCCACAUCUUCUUUUUUCAGCUCCGCAAUCGUCGAGGAGGGAGACAACAGCUCCGACAUUGCUGUCUCAAGUGACGUCAUUUCUGAUGACGUCAUCACCAACUCAGCGGUCGUGGGUUCUGUCCCCAGCAGAGAGCAUACCGACUUGAAAGAAGAUCCGAUAGAGGAGGAAUCGGAUGUUGAUUAUGGCAUUGAUUCAGAUUAUGAUGAAGACGAGGAGGAAGAAGAUCCUCAUCUUAACUACCCGUGUGUGGAGGAGCGCCACACUGAACUACCGAUGUCUCUAGAACAGAAUGUUGUAAAAUGAAUAAUAAACUAAACCGUAAUAAUCACCAAACAUUAUACAAGGGUAAAGUGUUUUUGUACAGCAUUAUUUCUGAACAGGCUUGCUGUAUGUCAAAGAUGGAUACAAAUAUUACCUAUCUAAUACACGUUCAGUAUUUUAUACUUAUCUAUCAUCUAUACCCUGUUCUAUAUAAAAAAAAGUCAUUUGCACAUAUUAAAACAUGAAAAUCGUG
Messenger RNA from Ciona intestinalis (vase tunicate), 3567 nucleotides. RefSeq lists its product as uncharacterized. The record is from RefSeq and is a predicted model, not a curated record. NCBI's taxonomy places the organism in Eukaryota, Metazoa, Chordata, Ascidiacea, Phlebobranchia, Cionidae. Gene Ontology annotation, molecular function: protein binding; G protein-coupled peptide receptor activity. Gene Ontology annotation, cellular component: plasma membrane. Gene Ontology annotation, biological process: adenylate cyclase-activating G protein-coupled receptor signaling pathway; hormone-mediated signaling pathway; activation of adenylate cyclase activity.